AGACCCAGUAGUGUCCCCGAUGAGUUCUUGCAUCUUAGUCAAGAGCUAACUCAGCACCCCACUAUCUCAAACUUGGUUCGUGCUCAGUCUAUUCACUCUGGGAGUAAUUCCACGAGACCUAAGUCUCUCAUGUGCGCCAAUGCUGAUGGAAAAAUAACUGCUAGAACGUCAAAAAUUCUGCUUGGGACUGCUGCUCGAGUUAGACGUAGCCAACAAAAGAAGGAUGAUGUUGAUGACAGUUUGCUCCUGACACAACCCAUGAUACUGGAUUCGGAAGGUACAUCGACUAUUUGUCAGGGUCGAGCAAUUUCAUCCUCAAACAGUGCAGAAGACCUAAUGGAACUAUUUGCCUCUACACAGCUCACUCAACCUAUGAUGGACAACAGCGAAUUUACCCCCGUGAUGGGAAUGCGUGAGAGUACAGGCGUCAAAGAAAGCCAUAUCGAAAAAACAAACGCGUUAGAGCGGGCGCAUGUGUCUAAUUUGACUGCCGCUGGUAAUUCCCGUCACAAGGGAAUACGCACAGUUCCAUCCCGUCCUCCUGUACCGCCCCGUGCUCAGUUGAAUACUCGUAACACUAAGGAGUCGGUUGAUUCACUUCAGGGUGGUACCUCGACAGCUAGCAAAAGAAGUUUCGAGCCCUCCAGUUUUGUUCGUCCGCGUAAGCAAACUAGGAGAGAGUCCAGUCACUCCACACUUUCUUCUGCACAUGGAGUUUUGACCAAAACACACGAAGUAUUUUGUCAGAUAAAUGUGACAGAUAAGCAAGGUAGCGAUACAUUGUCCGCUGCAGAAGUUCAUUCCCUUUGUGGAACGAGAUUGAAGCGUCUCCCAAGUGGCACUUCUAUAAGCUCUUGGCCUUUGAAACGAUCUCGCUUGCAGAUGACGUUGACAACUCGCAACAAACUUCUGAGGAAGUAUAAUCUCACACGCCAGUCUCUUAGCUUCAAGAAGUCCAUGAAAGAUCGCCCAGCUCUUAGUCCCGGUUGGUCACGGUGGCGAGCUAUGUGCCACGGGUUAAAGCAUAAGGGUUCUUCAUUGAGCCUUAAUUUUCGUGCCGAUCGAAAGUCGAAAGUUCCAACGAAUUUCNUUUCUGAUACAGUUUUACGCCGUAGCAAGCGGGAUCGCAACAAGCGUGAAGUAACUAAGAGCCUUGUUCCAGAAACUCAAGAUCUUCAUGAUGAGCUGAACAAUCUUCCCAAUACUUGCUUUAUUAACGAGACCCCCAUCUCUCCCGAGAGGGCGCUUAUUAAUUCGCGCAAUCCACUGUCCAAUCCAAAACAGCCGCCUUGUCAAUUCAUCGUUCCCCUCAAACGUCUGCUGCCAAAAGCGACCGAAAAUCAUUUCAGUAUUCGGCGCGACUCCCACCAUUGUUCCUUGACCAGUGCACUACAACUUCCACCACCUAUGCCGGCUCGUGAAGUUAAUUCACUGAAUCCCCUCAAGUCGCCGAGUGAUAAACCACCAUCCUCAUGCAACGAAAAUGAUACAAUCUGUCAUACGAUCACUCCCAACUAUCGAAUGCUACACUGCAGUUCCUGCGGUGAAAGCCUUGUCGUGCAUCCUAACGGUUUAAGUACACCAUACGGUUCUCCUUCACGGACAGCUAUCCGAACUGCGCCGUCAAUAACUGCUGAUGAUUUAUCAUGCUCCAUUUCGUCUACUUACUGGCAGGCAGAAGAUCCCUGUGAUUCUGCUUUUUCAGGACUACACACCGAUCACCUCGUCAGCUUGAAUAGAACAGCUGCUGCCUCCGUUAGUUUGUUCAGUGAUGUUGGUUGCCAGACGUCAUUGGAUUUUCUCGGGAUACCAGAGAUUAAAAAGCCAGAAAUGUCGACGACUUUGGAGCCUAACGUUGGCUCGGAAGAACUACUCAAAUCUCAUAUAGGAGACGGGUCUCUCCAGUUAAACAAAAAUUCAAGUAUCUCAAGCACUGUCCAAAUUCCACAAUUUUCUGGCCGGGAUCUGACCCCAGUUGCUCCACUAUCUCAAUCCCAGAAGCAGCAAGAAUCUCUCGAAUGCACAUCACUUCCUCGCACACACGCACCAGUCCCUUAUCGCCGUACCAAGAGCAAAGGUAAUUCAAUCGAACCUUCUGAAAGUUCAGCAGCCAAUUCUACGUUUCCGACUUGUAGUAUGGAUGUCAUUCCUACUGUAGAUCGAGAACGUCUUCGAAAUGAAUGCAACGAGUUAGAAGCGGUUGUUGCUGCCUUACAGCAACAGUUAGAAGCACAAGCUGCUCAGCUAAGUCCCAAUGCCACUGAAGAGCUCCUGCGCACAGCUGGUACAGAGCCGUGCGAGGAGGAGAUGGAAAUGUAUUCACGAAUUGUCGACCCCGUUGGAAAGUCACAGAAGUCGAAGACAGGAGACCAUUCAUCUGAUUCUGAUACCAAUGCAAUAACCGAAACCUCUAGUCACGAACCCGUUAUCGUGAUUCCUUCAUCGCAAGUCGACGAUGAACUGGACACCGUCGAGAAAUUGUCCGAAGACAAAGAAAACGUAUCACUUGAAAAUAUGCCAGUUCAUUCCAGCGCAACGACCAUCACCCGGGUUGAGGCCUCUCAACCACCCAGCUCUUUCGGGGCUGUCACGGGCAGCUUAAUUCCCACUCCUUUGGUUCCAUCAAAAUCACACACGGCGUGCAAACCGACACAUAUGGAACCAACACUUCCUCGGACGGAUCUGACGGAAUGUCCUGAAACCGAUCUGGAUGGUCUGUCUAAUCGUCCAGAUGAUGCGUUAUCCGUAUCACAACAUCCGCAAUGCAGUCGAUUUUCUCCAUCAUCACUGAAAGUUACCGGGUCAAAUCUCACGGGCAACGGCUUGGCUCUGCUUAGACGGUUUUGCAAAGUGUUCGGAGCAACCGAAAAUAGCCGCUUCAUCCCAAAACAAACAACCCAUGUCGUGAUGCGUGAAGAGCCAAACCGGCCGCGAGUAGUGAAANAACGUACAUUGAAGUACUUUGUUGGCAUUCUAAAUCGUGCUUGGAUUGUAAACACACAAUGGUUGCACGAUUCCAUCGAGGCUGGGAUCAUUCUGGACGAGACCCCAUACGAAAUCGAAGGUGACACAGUCUGUGGGGAUCGCCAUGAAGGUCCACGCCGUGGCCGCCUCAAUGUGCCGGCUCAGCCACAGCGCUCGACUGGAUCUCUACCUGAUCAAACUGUCGAUGGCCCUCAAGGUCCGUUUGCUGGCCUGUGGCUUUGUGCUUUCGGUAGUCUGGGCUUGCUUAGUCUUUCGGACUUCAUGACCCUGGCAUUGGAUGGUGGUGCUUCUCGCGUAUUCGAAAAACCAGAAUACCUGACCACGGCAGUGGAGAGCUACUUGAAAUCGGAAUGCGCAAAGAAUACUGGUGUCCGUCGACCUCGGGCUAUGAUCCUAACAGAUCAAAAUCCUCCGGAUUUCGAUGCUUCUAAGUGUCUAGCUCUGUAUCAGACCCACGGGAUUCCAGUUAUUAGUAUUGAUUGGAUGCUAAACUGUAUUUCUUUGUAUCGACGUAUCCCUAUCAGCCCAUUGUACCGUAUCUGUCCAUCCCCUGUGCACAAUCCACCAGCCCCACUGACUGCACAUAAUGCUCAUCGUUGA
Echinostoma caproni is the source of this 3585-nucleotide messenger RNA. The record is from the annotation of a GenBank genome assembly. NCBI's taxonomy places the organism in Eukaryota, Metazoa, Platyhelminthes, Trematoda, Plagiorchiida, Echinostomatidae.